Toxotes jaculatrix (banded archerfish) is the source of this 4595-nucleotide messenger RNA. It is a transcript of the gene map7d2b, whose product is annotated as MAP7 domain containing 2b. Gene Ontology annotation, biological process: microtubule cytoskeleton organization. Bases 42 to 2036 code for a protein of 664 amino acids. The transcript has 17 exons. Gene Ontology annotation, cellular component: microtubule cytoskeleton. The record is from RefSeq and is a predicted model, not a curated record. NCBI's taxonomy places the organism in Eukaryota, Metazoa, Chordata, Actinopteri, Toxotidae.
CAGGUCCCGUCCCCGAGGUGGGGACAACGACGGCCGCUGCGAUGACCGAAGUGGCUCCGAGGCGUCCUGACAUGGCAGCGCUGACCCCUCCUACUGAGCCGCUGCUCACCAGCAGGCAUUCAUCACCUUCCCGAUCGCCAUCCAAUCACAGGAGCCCCCCAGGCUCCCGACUGCAUUUAGCAAAAGAGCAACGAGGGGACAGAGAGAAGACUCAAGAGCUGUCGGAGGUGCUGCGGGAUAAGGAGCGUCGGGCGCAGCAGCAGCUGGAGCGCUACGCCGAGGAGCGAGGGAGGAAGAUGGAGGAGCAGAGGAGGAAGGAGCAGCGGCGCAGGGCAGCGGCUGAGGAGAAGAGACGGCAGCAGCAAGAGGCAGAAAAGGAGCGGCUGGAGGCCCUGGUCCGCCGGAGAGCUGGGGGAGCCGAGACAAGAGGAGGAGGUGGCGGAGGAGGAGGAGGAGGAGGUGGAGGGGAGGCUCGGGAGCACCUGGAUAACAGGCCUAAGCGAUGGACGUGGGGAGGACCGCCUGAUGGAGUGGAGGGUAACCCUAAGACCCCGCCCUGCCAUGCCAUUGGCUCCGCUCAGCCCAAUGAGCUCCCCGCUGCUUCCAGUGCCAGCCAAUCCCGCAACGCCGUUGACUUCCUGUCUCCAUCCGUCACGGAUCCAGUGAACAAACAGCUCUCCAACUCUUCAGCCGCCCUCCACUCACCAGAGAGAGUGUCUUUUGUGUCCCAUCGAACAGCUUCCCCCAACAACCACAGACCAUACAGGAGUUCCUCCAACCGCAGGAGCAUCGCUGGACUCCCUGAGGAGACGUCCAGAGCCAAAACACCCACGGGGGAGACUCCGAACACACCCGUCCGCAGUUCUUCCUUCAGGGCCAACAGUAAAGGCCCGGCCACACCAAAACGGGUGCGGUCGACCAGGAGUCGCGCCCAGUCUCCCUGCUCCCCUGGACAGUACCCCCCCUCCCCACUCAGGCAGAGAGCCACCACCCCCGGCACCGAUGACAAGGGCCAUGCUGAGGUCAAAGGUCACGGCACGCUGGAGAAGAAAUCAACCAAAUCUGAAACCACAGAGAAGAAGAUGCCCAAGUCCACCAGCAGAGAACUGACCGCAGAGUCUCCAGGCACACCCACGGGCAGGAGCGUCGGCGGCACGACGGAUGCUGAGGAGGCGUCCAGGCUGCUGGCAGAGAGACGGCGUCUGGCCCGAAUACAGAAGGAGCAGGAGGAGAGACAACGGCAGGAGGAGGAGAGGCUGAGGGCUGAGGAGGAGCAGAGGAGGCAGCAGGAGGAGAGAGAGCGACAGGAGAGAGCUGCACAGCAGGCCGAGGAGGAGAGAGUGAGGAGGGAGGAGGAGAGGAGGAGCAAGGAGGAGGAGGAGAGACGACAGAAGGAGCAGAGAUGGAAGGACAUGCAGGAUCAGCUGGACAGAGAGAGGGAGGAGGCCUUCCUUCGAGCCCAGAGAGAGGCCGAGAGGAAGAGACGGGAGAGAGAGCAGCUGCACAUCCAGGAGGAGCAGGAGAGGCUGCAGAGGAAGAAGAGAAUUGAGGAGAUUAUGAAAAGAACAAGGAAGAGUGAAGUGGAGCCUCCAUCGGGUGGCUCAGCGUCUGACAUGAGAGCCGAGGCUCCGCUGGAGGAGGACGCCCCGACUCCCGCCGACGCCCCCGUCAUCAUGCUGGGACCGCUGGAGAAUAAGAGCUGUGUGGACGAGCUGUCUGACGGGGUCCAGUCCAUGGACGUCAGUUCUCCAUCUGUCUCCAUCAGUCCAGUGUCCAGGGACGAGCAGGCGAGCGCUCAGGAGUUUUCCCCCGUCACUGAGGGAACGGACGGCUGCCCUCUGGAGCACCUGAUGGACCUGGACGCCCCGGGACGAGGACAGCGACAGGGUGCAGAAACAGCCCCUUACCCAAAGCUGCAGGCUGGCAGCGGGGUCGGAGACCUCAACAAGAACCUGCUGAUUCAAGCGUACAGCGCCGCCUCUGAAUCCUCCCAGCUCAUCCACAGCGUCGGCCCGAGCAAACUGGACGUCCAGUAGCCAGGGCCAUUUUCAGGAGCUGGAAGGUUCGGUAUAAACAGGAGCCAGGAGAAACAGGCCGAGAGACCAUCGCCUCCAUCUGCAACAGCAACAACAAUCAUCAUUUCCACAGGGAACAACAGCUGAACACCUGGUUUCUCAUCUGUAUUACCAAACCACACACUCGCAUAGCCGCUACGCUUUUGGCCACAUUUUCAGGCAGUGCAAAUGGGCAAUUAGAAACAGGACAACAUCGUGCUAACAGUGUGAUGUUUGUCAUGUGAAAAGGUUCAUUUUAGGAAAGUAAAAGAACUGGAAGCUUCAGUUCAGGUCAGGUUUAUUUAUCUAAAACUUAACUGUUUGUAAUAUAAAACUUGAACUAGUUGAAGGUCAGUGUCAGCGGAAAUCUGCACACAAUAACCCGCUUUUCAUUUACAGACACGUUUCUGCAUUUAACACAUCUCACAGAAAUCCCUGACACUGGACUCGAUCUUGUCUCUGGCGGUUUAGAGAUGUGCAGUGCACCUGCACCUGUUCCUGAUGAAGCCAAUGUUUCCCAGCUGCAUUGCCACCAAAUAUCACUCGAGCAUCAUCCGCUUCAAUCUCUCAUCCCUGCUUUUGUAAAGCUCUGUAAAUAGAUUUGACUGGGUGGUGGAGCGCGUCAUGGUGGGGGACAGGGAGCGGCUCUGUAGCAGUUUAUCUGGAGGGAAGCUGUUGUGUGAAUCCCGUGUAGCAUCUUCAGUGAGGCCUAGCUAGUUGAGCUGUUUUAUGGCCGUGGUUGUAGCUGUGUACUUCAACAGUGUGUGGGAGUUUCUCUCUUUCUCGUCAGUGUUUCUGAUGGUUACUGUGUGUUUAUCUCACCGCUGACCUGCUCUCCUGCCGACGGCAACUCCUACUUCUAUAAAACCCAGUCUGCUGUAGAUUUCCUGUCAUCCUGAUGCUGGAGAAAGCCACCAACAACUGAUAUUAUAACCCCGCUGUCGUCCUGCAACACUUAGAGCCUGUAGCUUUGGUUUCUCUGCUGCUCGUCACUUAAUUGAUGGAUGUUUUGUGGACUAGCAACGAUCCACAGCAACGAUAUGAAGAAAACUUCGGGGGAAAACGGUGAAAAAAACCCAGAAAGUCCUGUAUUUUUAUUUGCAGGUCAAGAAAAUAUUGACACAGUGUGUUGUGUAUUUGUCUGGCACUGACUGUAACCACGCAAGCUGCAGUUUAUAGUGUGCACUUAACAGUAGUUGUGUGUUUCACUGCUCUCACAGCGCUUACAACUCCACCUCAGCUCAUUCCCCAACUAAAAUAUACCUCACCGAUUCCAAACAGACUCUGGUGUUAAACAGUGUUCACCACCUCGCAGCUCAUCACCUCUGAGGCCUUAAACCUCUGCGCAGUCAGCACCUCCCCCGGUAACGGCCGUCCUCUGUGCUUCACCCUCAGGCUGUGCUUCAUCCAGCAUGUGCACUUCUCGCUGUUUAACUACCCCUGUCCACGAAAAAAAAGAUUCGGGAACGAGAGAAACAGUUAGCGAAAGCAAGGCGGGUUUAACGUUUGGGCAAAGCAUGCACAUGCCCUGGAGCCGCAGACCCUCAGGGGCCUCAGAAGCCUCAGAUACACUGUGCAGGUGAUCAGGGUCAUAGCCAGGAUUAAGACUGCGUUCCCCCAGCUGAACCCCACCCACAGAAGAAAAUUUAGACCGACCACCAACCAAACUGUGUACAAUUAUCUGAGUAUUUAACAUAAAUCACAUUAUAUUUAUUUUUUGUAAAUAUCUCCCUACAUGUUAGUCUGGUGUCAGCUUUUUUUUCAACCAGCCACCAGCCAUAUUUAUUUUAGGAAAAUCACAUUCUAUUUAUUCAGCUGUUAUUUGGUGCCAGGUGUGUCAGUCUGGUGGAAAUCACAAUUUUUUUUUUCCAUCAUUAGAAUCAGCCUUAAAAGUGCAGCAGGUGUAGUACGUGUGUGUAACUGUAGAAUGUAAACUCCUCUUUGUCAUUAUAAACCCUCCAAAUUUCCAGAAAUAAUACUGAGGACUUGACCUCUGCCUCCUCAGCAGUAACACCUUCUGUAUUUUACUUUACAUUGUGCUCAUUCGGUGCAUAUUCCUCUGUAAAUCUGCAAAGAAAGAUGGUGGUGGAGAAAGUCUUUGUCAGAAGGGACUUUUUUGGGGGCCGGGGAACCAAAAUUGAAUCCGGGUGCAAAGCAUGUGUGUUGUGGGAAAAGGGACUCUGCUGCUGAUUCAAGGUGUCACACUGAGGGAGAAAAGUUUCCCAGUCACUGCUGCAGCCAUCAGCGCGCUGUUUUACGUUCUCACGCUCCUGUUGGCGUCUUCGCCAGAUUCUGCUGAAACUCAUCGUAGGAGGUCUCCUGGGUCCCCUUGUAUAUGACGUAAAAAUAAAGGACAUAAUGUUUAUCCUAAUAUUACUUAAACUCUGUGACACUGCAGCUUGGUGGAAUAUAUCAUUGUAGAUGUGGUGCAUGGAUAACUGCUGAAAAAGAACAAUAAACUUCAUCAAGCCAUUUGUGUCAUUGAGCUGGAUAAAUAAAGAAAUGUGUAAUAAUGGGAAACACGUGUGGUGGCAGAAUGAA